This is a messenger RNA of Nothobranchius furzeri (turquoise killifish), 1599 nucleotides long. It is a transcript of the gene pycr1b, whose product is annotated as pyrroline-5-carboxylate reductase 1b. Gene Ontology annotation, biological process: L-proline biosynthetic process. NCBI's taxonomy places the organism in Eukaryota, Metazoa, Chordata, Actinopteri, Cyprinodontiformes, Nothobranchiidae. Gene Ontology annotation, molecular function: pyrroline-5-carboxylate reductase activity. The record is from RefSeq and is a predicted model, not a curated record.
GUGUCUGUCAUUGCAGCAUUGCACGUGGGUUGAGCUAAAAAGAAAAGGGGAAAGCCACGUUGACUAGAAGUAAUUGAUGCUUUAUUUUUUCGUAAGUCUUGGGGAACUGUCACGUCUACGACUGUGUGUCUACGCAGGAACUGCAGCUAAAGCUCCGAGAGUCAGAAAGCCACGUCGUCUGGCAGGAUGAGCGUUGGAUUUGUCGGUGCAGGCCAGCUGGCUCACGCGCUGGUGAAAGGUUUCACCGCUGCAGGUGUGAUUGCUGCUCACAGGAUCACAGCUAGCUCCCCGGACACAGACCUGCCCACGGUGAUGGCGCUGAGGAAAAUGGGGGUGAAUUUAACAACCAGCAACAAAGAGACUGUCAGCAAGAGCGAUGUGCUGUUUCUGGCUGUGAAGCCACACAUUAUCCCCUUUGUUCUUGAUGAGAUUGGACCAGACAUCGAAGACCGGCAUCUCAUCGUGUCUUGUGCUGCAGGUGUUACCAUCAGCUCCAUAGAGAAGAAGCUGCUUCAGCACCGUCCAGCUCCUAGAGUCAUGAGGUGUAUGACUAAUACUCCAGUGGUGGUGCGAGAGGGAGCCACGGUGUACGCCACGGGGACGCAUGCAGAGGUGGAAGAUGGUAAGUUACUGGAGCAGCUGAUGGCCAGCGUUGGUUUCUGCACGGAGGUGGAGGAGGACCUGAUUGAUGCUGUCACUGGACUGAGUGGCAGCGGGCCCGCCUACGCGUUCACAGCCCUGGAUGCUCUGGCAGACGGAGGAGUGAAGAUGGGCCUGCCCCGGAGACUCGCUGUCAGACUCGGAGCUCAGGCCCUACUGGGAGCAGCUAAGAUGCUGCUGGACUCAGAGCAGCAUCCGGGUCAGCUGAAGGAUAAUGUGUGCUCACCAGGGGGCGCCACCAUCCACGCGCUGCACUUCCUGGAGAGCGGAGGCUUCCGAAGCCUCCUGAUCAACGCCGUGGAGGCUUCAUGCAUCAGAACCAAGGAGCUGCAGUGUCUGGCAGACCAGGAGCGCAUCUCUCCAGCAGCGAUCAAGAAAACCACGUUGGACAAGGUGCUGCAGCAGCCUGGAGUCACGGUCAGCGGCGUCGGCAACGGCGGCAGCAGGUCGGGACUCAACCUGUUCAACAAUCGCAGUUCUGGGAUCAAAAAGAAGAACUGAGCCCCCCCUCCCACACUCACACACACACACAUACACAGGUGUACCCACCGCAAUAAAACUUAGGACUGCUGUGAAAUCACAAACAGGUGAUUAUUCAUGUAUUCACUCCUGAUGAACAGACCUGUUACACGUGAUCUGCAGAAGCAGCAGAGCUGUUAGACCGUGCAGCAACGGGCCGUCAUGGCGUUCUGGUGCACGCCAUGCAGCAGAAGCCCUGUGGGAUGGCCACCCUCCUCUUGUUACACGUCUGACUUUGUGGGUCUUUCAUGACCGCUGCAGCGUAGCAGGAGCGCGCUCUCUCCUGUAAAGGUGAUUUUUGAGCUUCCCCAUCUUCCGUGUGUCUGAAAACCCAAAGCAGCUGUUAGGUGUUCUGCUCAUCGGUGACUAUGAUGUAAUGUUAGAACUGCUAGAAUAAAGCUUAAGCAUGUUCAUGGUAAA